CGCGUUUGUCCAAUAUGGCGGCGCCCAGUGGCGGUGUGAACUGUGAGGAGUUCGCUGAGUUCCAGAAUUUUUCUAUCUACCACCACAUUUUAGAACAAUAGACAAAGAGGGACUAGAGCAAGCAAUUAUGCUGGAUUGUCUGGGACAAUUUGAGGAAUUACUCAAGGUGAUGAGGACGAUUGAUGACAGAAUAGUACAUGAAUUAAACACUACGGUUCCAACAGCUUCCUUUGCAGGGAAAAUUGAUGCAAGCCAAACCUGUAAACAACUUUAUGAGUCUUUAAGGGAGGCUCAUGCCAGCAGGGACAGAGUCAUAAAAAAUUGUAUAGCUCAGACCUCAUCAGUAGUAAAACAGCUCCGAGAAGAGAGAGAAAAGAAUUUGGAUGAUUUAACGUUAUUAAAGCAACUUAGAAAAGAACAGACAAAGUUGAAAUGGAUGCAGUCAGAACUGAAUGUUGAAGAAGUUGUAAAUGACAGGAGCUGGAAGGUGUUUAAUGAACGCUGUCGAAUUCACUUCAAGCCUCCAAAGAAUGAAUAAAAAGAUACUUUAAAAAAAAAAAAAGGACCGGGACAUCUCAUAAGAGCUAAGCAUGACAGACAUCAACAAGGUGGGCUUCCUAGGAUGAUUUCUGAGCCAACAGUCCAAGACCUUUUGUUGAUUUCAGCCCCACUUAGCCAAGACCUUAAGUACAAAUAAUUCUGAUAAUUAUGGAGAAAUCAACUGCUAUUUUAUACUGAUUCUGUAAAAAAAAAAAAAAAAAAAGAUGUUUUGUAACUAUUAAAAUAAUUUUCUGACUCAGUGUA
Messenger RNA from Mustela lutreola (European mink), 804 nucleotides. It is a transcript of the gene MIX23, whose product is annotated as mitochondrial matrix import factor 23. Gene Ontology annotation, cellular component: mitochondrial intermembrane space; mitochondrion. Bases 128 to 538 code for a protein of 136 amino acids. Lineage: Eukaryota; Metazoa; Chordata; Mammalia; Carnivora; Mustelidae. The transcript has 6 exons. The record is from RefSeq and is a predicted model, not a curated record.